AUGCCCGGUGCCAACGUAGCAGUCCUCCCGCCUCCUGCGGCCUCGACAGCCUCUUCGCGAAAGACCUCAUUAGCACCCGAACGCAAAUACAAGUGCCAGUUCUGCAAUAGGGCUUUUAGCAGGAGCGAACACCGAAGUCGCCAUGAACGAUCACACACAAAAGAGCGACCUUUCAAGUGCAUGAAGUGUAGGAGCACUUUCGUCCGUCGUGAUCUUCUUCUCAGACAUGACCGUACCGUCCAUGCUAAAGAUGGCGGCGUCCCACUUCACAGCGAUGGCAAACGUCGGGCUGGCCCCAAAACCCGCGCUGUUGGCGCGCCCUCAAAAUCAUCCAUCCCUAUCGAUACUUCAACCCUUGAGCAAAUGGAAUCGGGUACCGAUACCAUGUUUGAUGUCGAAGCUGCCGCUAUGCUUGUUGCCGACUUGCACCACAAGGCUACAGCUGCAAUGCGCGAAGACCACUCAUACGAAGACAGUCCUUCGAUGACAUACUCGCCUCACAACGCCUCCGCUAUGGAAUCUACAGUGACAUACCCAUCUGGCGCCAUCGCAUUACCUCAAGUCCAGUGGGACGGUUUCAUGUCUCAGUCUGUCGCCGAGCCCAAGGCACACUCCAUCACCUCGAGCGCGUCCGGCUCAUUCGAGUCGCAACCAUCCUUUGCUAGCGGGGCCACACUGCAGCCUCAAUCUAAUCAGCUCCCCCCUAUCAAUGGCCAGAACUGCAACGGCUUAGUUCCCGCUCUGCAAUCAAUGAUCAAUUCCUUGCCAAACUCUGCGGCCGCGCCACCUUCUCCAUGGGUUUCGGAAUCUUCUAAGGCUGGCUACAAGGCUCCUGAAGUGUUGGGCGACGAUGAGCGCAACGCUAUUUUGGACAACAUUCGGAAUGCGGACAGUGAGCAUGCUAUCCCCGAGGGCUUCCGUCUGCCUGGUCUUGGCUCAUUGAACCGAUAUCUUUCAACAUACUUCGGCCUGUUCCACCACCAUCUGCCUUUCCUACACCCCGCCUCGUUCUAUCCCACGAAAGUCUCGCCUCAGCUAUUACUGGCAGUUCUCAGCAUCGGUGCGCUUUAUGCUUUUGAUCAAGAGCAAGCAUACAUGCUUCACAUCGGCUCAAAAGUUUUAGUGAACCAAUUCCUCCAAAGUAAGGAGAACUUCAGCUCUCGCAAAUGUCCUUUGUGGACAAUGCAGAGCAACUUGCUUAACAUGGUUUUCGCCAGCUGGAGUGGCGAUCCCAAGGGACUCGAAUGGACGUGCUCGAUCAAGAGUCUGCUCGCCAACAUGGUCGCUGGUAAUAGAUACGAACUCAAGCUGCGCCAGGAGGCCCGUACCGGCGCCAAACCAACUCGCGCUGAAUGGGUCGAGGAUGAGGGUUGCCGUCGCACUUACUAUGCAGUUUACAUCUUCUUUGGGCUCUUAACUCUCACAUACAAUCACACUCCUGCCAUCAGUUUCAGCGAAUUCGAAGACUUACAACUUCCUUCCACGGAAACACUUUGGAACUUGCAGGUUGCAGACGAAACGACGUGGCAAGAACAUCUUGCAGCAUCCACGACUGUAACUUUCAUGGAAGCUCAUGACAAUCUUUUCCAGGGCGAAACCCUCCGAUACAGUACAUUUGGUACUCGUGUUAUGAUCAAUGCAUUGUUUCUCGAGGUCUGGUAUCAUAAGCGAAGCCCUGAAGCCUUGCAAGACGUGGUUACCGAGUACAAGUUACGAUUGGCACUAGAGACAUGGGAGAAAUCAGUCGAUAUGUGUGAGACCGAAGCGUUUCCCGUUCCCAUCAGCGCCCCUCAUAAGGGUCAUCCCUUGAUCUUCAAUGCCAAGGCCAUGUACCGCAACGCUCGUGCACGUCUCGAGGUUGACCUCAAAGCAGUACAAGAAGCGUUGCGCUAUCACGAGCCUUAUGAGGUUGCAGCUGCCAUGACGCAUGCUCGCGACCGUGUAAAGCGCUCAAGUGAGAUGGUCAAGGUUAUCGAUGAAUGCUACAACUGCCUAGAAACAGUUGUCUCUCAGGGAGUUAGAUGGAUUGCACGUGUAUCGCCCACCAACUGGAGCGUCGAGCACGCGCUAUGUGGGAUGGACCUGAUGAUCAUUCUAUCACUAUGGCUCUAUCGUCUGGAACACGAUGAAGAGCCUGCUACCCAGGAGGAGCUGGCUAUGUAUAACAAAGUCCGGCAACUCCUGGUUAAGGAGAUCGAUGAGAAUUACAUGUCUCAACUUAGCGCAGUCGUUGCAAGACUCUGGGGGUCCAUACUUGACGAAGUAGUUGUUUGGGGCAUGACAAGACUCAUGGGCGAUUCUUUCAAAUUGCAUUCUCAGGCUCUUGUCGGCUAUGUCGAUGACCCUGAAGCUUCCUCUAACGUUUCCACGCCUUCGAUGAUCUCGCAGGGGGCUGAUGAGGAUAGCGUGUACUAA
This is a messenger RNA of Fusarium coffeatum, 2415 nucleotides long. RefSeq lists its product as uncharacterized. Gene Ontology annotation, cellular component: chromatin. Gene Ontology annotation, molecular function: zinc ion binding; DNA-binding transcription factor activity, RNA polymerase II-specific; RNA polymerase II cis-regulatory region sequence-specific DNA binding. The record is from RefSeq and is a predicted model, not a curated record. Gene Ontology annotation, biological process: regulation of transcription by RNA polymerase II; DNA-templated transcription. The coding region runs from base 1 to 2415 and encodes 804 amino acids. The transcript is spliced from 3 exons. Lineage: Eukaryota; Fungi; Ascomycota; Sordariomycetes; Hypocreales; Nectriaceae.